Molecule: messenger RNA, 1064 nt
Organism: Diprion similis
Lineage: Eukaryota; Metazoa; Arthropoda; Insecta; Hymenoptera; Diprionidae
Gene: ATPsynB
Product: ATP synthase subunit b, mitochondrial
Exons: 4
Coding region: 126-842 (238 amino acids)
Biological process (GO): proton motive force-driven ATP synthesis
Molecular function (GO): proton transmembrane transporter activity
Source: RefSeq, a predicted model, not a curated record
GAAAUUGGACGCAAAUAAAAUUAUUACCAACUUGACCAUUCGGUCAGCCAUUUUUUUUUGGGAACGGUUCUACUGGGUUCUUCCACCAACUCUCACGUCGCACGGUGAACCGCAGUGCAGACAAGAUGCUGUCGAGGUUGGCUCUACGGAAUGCUCAAGCUUUGCCCGCCGUUACUCAUGGCGCGCAGGCUCUAACUUCAUCUACCCAAGCCACCAAUCGUCCGGUCAGAGCGGAGUUUGGUGGAAAGGUUCGCCUAGGAUUUCUCCCUGAUGAAUGGUUCACCUUCUUUUAUCCCAAGACCGGUGUUACGGGACCCUAUGCAUUUGGCCUUGGUUUGACAACCUACUUGUGCUCUAAAGAGAUUUAUGUCAUGGAACAUGAAUAUUAUACCGGUCUAUCCAUUCUGCUUAUGAUCAUCUAUGGCACUAAGAUGUUUGGUCCAAAGGUCGCUGCUUAUGCAGACAAACUGAUCGAUGAGCAAACCACAAAUUUGAAUGACUCUAGGAACAGCGAGAUUGAAUACUGUGAGGAAUCAAUCAAAUGUGAAAAGGAAGCUCAAUGGCAAGCUGAAGGUCAGACUCUUCUAAUGGAAGCCAAGAAACAAAACAUAGCCAUGCAACUUGAAGCAGCUUACAGAGAACGCUUGGUCCAAGUGUAUACUGAGGUUAAGAAGCGUUUGGACUACCAGGUACAGAUUCAAGCAGUUGAGCGUAGAAUAAGCCAGAAACAUAUGAGUGAAUGGAUAAUUUCAAACGUAUUGAAGUCCAUCACACCGGAACAAGAAAAAGCUACACUCCAGCAAUGUAUCGUCGAUCUUCAAGGUUUGGCUUCAAGAACUUGAAAACGAGAAAUACCUGAAUAUUUAGCAAAAGUAGCAAACCUAAUGUACAUUGUGCGUAAAAAAUUUCACUGUUAGUCUCAAAAACGACAUGUAUCGACAGAAAAAAAUUUCCUUCAGCCAUCUCGUAUAACAUGCGUAACUUCGUUUGAUAGAUGGUGUCAUAACUUUGUAUGACCAGUUAUAAUUCAAUACAGUUAUGGUCAAUGUGAAUAACAUUAUUAU